This is a messenger RNA of Aspergillus clavatus NRRL 1, 285 nucleotides long. Its product is annotated as L51/S25/CI-B8 domain-containing protein. The record is from RefSeq and is a predicted model, not a curated record. Bases 1 to 285 code for a protein of 94 amino acids. The transcript has 4 exons. Lineage: Eukaryota; Fungi; Ascomycota; Eurotiomycetes; Eurotiales; Aspergillaceae.
AUGUCCUCCAAAUACGCUUUCACCAAAGGCCUGAAGGAGCUCCGCUUCCUUUUCUGCCAGACCUCCGAGCAGAGCGCGGCCACACGGUCGUUCUUGCAGCGCGCAUAUCCCACCAUGAAGAAACACAACCCUCAGACACCCAUCCUUAUCCGGGAGGCGGCGGGCACCUCGCCUCGAGUAUAUGCUAGAUACGGAUUCGGAAAGGAGAAGCAGGAGGGAUUGUCCGGUCUUUCGGACCAGCAGAUCGAAGAGAAAAUCACUCAGCUUGUCAAGGAGACUUCAUAG